UUAACGUCAAGAUUACCGUUCGUAGCGCGAUAACGCGCAGUUUCGCGACGAUAACGUAAUCGGUCAACCGUCUACAAUCGUAUGUCGCUCCGAUUUCGAAAGUACAUUAAUAGCUAGCUUCCGUUCACUCGCGUAUAAUCAACGUCGUGUAUAUUCUCGCUCUCGAUUGAAGUUGCGCACUUUUGGUUAACGCAUCCCGUCUCUAAGUGCCCCGUUUAAAAUUGGUUUGUCUUACAUGCACUUUUUGUCCUUAUACGGUGUAACAAGUAUACAUCUUCCAUUGGUAGAAAAGGAAAGAGAAAGUGAAAAGUACAAUCAAAUAAAUAGGCAUUUGCUCGUCGUGACUUUUAUGAUUAUGUCAUAUAUAGCAGCUAGCAGCUACGAGUGUUAAUGGGAUACAUAGAAAAGUAUAUAGCUUAUAAGAGGUCGCCAACAGGCAGAGGCACGGAGGGUGCGGAGGACGAGUCGCGCGUAUCGCAUCGGGGGCGUUUUAUUAGCGUAUGCACGUUCACUUCGGCCGGAGUAUUUGGUUUGCACAAGACCGCGUUCGAUUGUACCGUGAAUUUAAUGGAGCGCGAUACGGCUUCUCGCGGCUUAACGUGACAUUCUCUCUGGCUGCGAUUGGCUGCGAUCUCGACACGUCUCGACCGCGAGCAACCAGGAACGCGUGAUGCGUAUCCCGACGCUGUCAGCACAGUGCCAACAAGUCCCGCGAACGAUGUCCAGGUGUGAAUAGUAGUAGAUCCGAGUCGGAAAGGCUCGUUAACAAGACGCACGGGUCCAAGCGGGAAGGUAUGGAGGGUGUCAACGGUCAGCUGCAGACCAAGUAUCAGAAGAUUGCCACGGAAUAUUCAAAAAUUCGUGCACAAGCAAACGUUCUGAAGAAGGCUGUGAUAGAAGAACAAACGCGUAAUACGGAUAUUCGGAAUCAAUUGAAGGAGAAGGAGGUGGAACUUCGUCGAGCUGAACAGGAAUUGGACAGUUUGACAUUUCGCAAUCAGCAAUUGACAAAACGUAUAACUGUACUACAGGAGGAACUCGAUAAAGCACAGAAUAAAUCUAGUAAGAAAGGUAGGAACAAACAUACAACAGAGAACAACAGUCAGGUCCCAGCACCACCGAACAACAUCUUGGACGAGGAGUUUCAGAAAAAGAUAGUGGAGAAUGCUCAAUUGUUAUCGCAAAUCAGCGAUAAGGAUAGUGAAAUUGAAAGUUUGUAUGAAAGAAUACAGCAAUUAGAAUGUAAGAUCGAUCACUGCGAAAAGUCUAAAGUAGAGUCUGAGUGCCAGUACCAGAGUACGAUAGAUAAGCUAGAGAGAGAAAGGAAUGACCUACAGAGGAAAUUAAAUGACAGACAGAAACAAGAAGAAACGGUAUCGUGGUCCAGCAACGAGGGCAAGCGUGAUGGUUACGACUUUGACACGAGAGGAGUGCUCUCGAAUCAUCGUCAAACAGAAUUGUCUCCAUUUUCCUCGCCAUCUGCCUCACGUAGGUCCUCCAAAUCGCUCGGAGAAGGAAAGCCGCAAAAGCUGCAGGAGGAAAGUAACGAGUUUCUCUAUACAAAAUCAUCUGACUUGGAGAAGGAACUAAAUCAUUGGAAGGCUCAGUAUCAUAUAUUGAAGAUAAAAUUCGAUGAGGUGGAACAAAAGGAAUCAUCGACGGUAACUUCCCAAAGUGGUGACGAGGCGUUGAGAUCUCUGGAGAUAAACAAUAUGGUUGGCAAGUUGAGCGUUCCUUUCGCAUUACCCGAAGAGAUUGAAGCUCGCGAGUUGAAGAUCAGGGACUAUUUUCUAGAGGAAAUUGAAAAAUUGAUCAAUGAAAAAUACAUGUGUCAUAUAAAAAAUUUGGCCAUGGCCGCUAAUAACGAAGUUAUGCAUGUUCAGUUAGAUACGAGCGAGUCGAAGAGAGCGAAGUGCGAAGCGGCGCUACUGGAAGCACUUUCUAAUUGUAACAGCCUACAAAAGGAGAAAGAAACGCAAGAAGGAAAUUAUAAAUCGCAGUUCAACACUAUGAGCGAACAUCUUGCUAAUAUGAACGAGAAGCUCAUCUUCCAAACGGAGGAGAUACAACAACUGAAAUUUGAAUUAGCCAACAAGAAUAGUAAAAAAGGAAAGCAAAAGUGAUUCAGAUCAGAAAUACAUGAAAAGUUAAUUGACAUUCCACCAGUAACAUUGAUUUAAUCGCAAUCAUUGGUCUCUCGAUAUAACUUUAUGUACAUACAUACAAUUCAUACUCCUACAGCCAGGUGGUGAUUUACAUAGUUUUGCACAUACAUGUAUACAUUAUCUGUAGCUCGCGCGUUGAAGGGCUCUCUAAUUCGCUGUUUUAUUAUUUAUGCAAUCAGAACAAUUCUCUGAUGUUAAGACUUUCUCUUUUUACAAAUGCUUAUGUUGUUUAAUCUUAACUCGUUCUUUGCGUCAUAUAAGCGCAAUAAUUAUUUUUAUUUGCUCACACUUGAUUACAGUGACCAA
Harpegnathos saltator (Jerdon's jumping ant) is the source of this 2471-nucleotide messenger RNA. RefSeq names its product myosin-10. Lineage: Eukaryota; Metazoa; Arthropoda; Insecta; Hymenoptera; Formicidae. The record is from RefSeq and is a predicted model, not a curated record. Gene Ontology annotation, cellular component: membrane; early endosome. The transcript is spliced from 6 exons. Bases 795 to 2123 code for a protein of 442 amino acids.